Messenger RNA from Myxocyprinus asiaticus (Chinese sucker), 3399 nucleotides. Its product is annotated as intermediate conductance calcium-activated potassium channel protein 4-like. Lineage: Eukaryota; Metazoa; Chordata; Actinopteri; Cypriniformes; Catostomidae. The coding region runs from base 470 to 1909 and encodes 479 amino acids. Gene Ontology annotation, biological process: potassium ion transmembrane transport. Gene Ontology annotation, cellular component: neuron projection; plasma membrane; neuronal cell body. Gene Ontology annotation, molecular function: intermediate conductance calcium-activated potassium channel activity; small conductance calcium-activated potassium channel activity; calmodulin binding. The transcript is spliced from 9 exons. The record is from RefSeq and is a predicted model, not a curated record.
AAAUGGAAAUGGCAAUGUAACUCUUAGAAAACUUUGCCUAACUAUGUAUAAGCAUAGUUUUCCGGGGGGACAAUAAUAUGGAAGCAAAUUAAGGAUAAAUGUAUUUGACAUUACAACAUAACAGGUGGUAGUACUUUUAGAGAAGAAGUCCAUCCACAGCAUUUUUCCUUCAGCAUACGUAAGAACGCUACCUCAUACUGAAAAGUUUCGGAGCGCCUACCCAAGAGCGCGACAGUCAAAACUUGAGGCGCGCGUUAACAGACUGUAUGGUAGAUCUCAGGUUGAGGCGCGCGUUCGGUCUUCACUCUGCAUCUCCACUUCGCUGCUGAAAGGACAGCUCGGAAUACUGCUUGUCCUCGACGUGCUAUGCCUUCCACCGGCCGGGGAGAAAUUUUGGUCGGAGGUGGGGAAGGACAGGAUGUGGGACAAGGGGACUGAGGUCUGCAUAGACUGAAGACAAGAGCGCGCAAUGGAGAUGACUGCUCGCAUCUCGCACUUUAACUCCAAGGUCGAUGGCAGAAACUGUGAUGGACUUGUCAACCACAAUGGGGAAACGACGGAGAUAACAGUGUCGCUAUCGAGGAAAAGACUCAGCCCGAUAGAGAAGGGAAAUCUUUACAGACUGCGUCAAAGAAAGUUCCUUUUGGAGGACAAGAAGCGUCUCUGCACGUGGGCACUGGGAACCGCGUUAUUGGGGAUUCUGCUGAUGAUAUUACACGCUGAGCUGUGCCCAGUAGUGUACCAACCAGGAUCCAUAUAUGCCCUCUCCAUAAAUGGCCUCAUCAGCUUCUCCACUGGAUGUCUGCUCCUCCUCAUCAUCGCCUUCCAUUAUAAAGACAUCAGACUUUUCAUCAUUGACCACAACCAGGUGGACUGGCGCAUCGCCAUGACCAGUAACCGGGUGCUUGGCAUCUCCCUGGAGCUCAUUGUGUGUGCUAUCCAUCCUGUGGCCACCUACCUGAGGCCAGACAUGGGGAACAGGCUGGGGGUGAAAUCAGAGGGAAAUUCCUCUGCUCCCCUCUGCUUGUCCUCCAGUCACAAAGAAGUCAUGCUUGAUGUUGAGUUGCUGCUGUCGGCCCUGAUGUUCCUGAGGCUGUAUCUGGUGCACAGAGCUGUACUGUUACACAGCAAAGUGCUCCUUAGUGCUUCUUAUAGAAGCAUUGGCUCCCUCAACAAUAUCAAUUUCACCUUCCGCUUCGUGCUCAAGGUGUUAAUGAACAAGUAUCCGGCCCGCACCCUGCUGGUCUUCAUUAUGUUCUUCUGGCUUUCAGCAGCUUGGAUGCUGCGACUGUGCGAAAGGCAGGAACAGGUCGAGACAGGCGGUAUGGACACAGCACUGUGGCUCAUAGCCAUCACCUUCCUUACAGUUGGUUAUGGAGAUGUGUCCCCUUGUACUAGCUGUGGCAAGGUGGUGUGUCUCUUCACAGGCGUUAUGGGUGUGGCAUGCACUGCUAUGUUGGUAGCAGUCAUGACUAAGAAGUUGGCUCUUAACAAAGGGGAGAAACAUGUGCACUUCUUCAUGAUGGACAUCCAGAUAUCCAAGCGGAUCCGGCAUGCAGCAGCCAAUGUGUUAAGAGAAUGCUGGCUGCUACAUCGCACCACCCAAGCCAAGGACAACAGUGGUGAACAUCGCCAUCAUCAGAGAUGCCUGCUGGAGGCCAUCCGUGUAUUCCGUCACCUGCGGCUGAAGCAGAGAAAGAUAAGGGACUAUGCCAGUGAGAUGGUGGAUCUCUCGAAAAUGCAGAUGAUCAUGUGUGAUCUAAGUGCAAACUGGAACAGCUCUUAUCAUGAGCUUGAGCAGAGAAUCAUCUCCAUGGAGCAGAAGCUUGACGACCUGAGCCGCUCCUUUCAGAGAACCUCAGAGUUACUUACCCAGGCGCUACAUCACCGCAGACUGGACCACAGGUGACCUGUGACAACUCUUUGAAACCCAUAAUGAAGGCCACUUUAUUCUUCAUCCUCUGAGUGCUCUCCAAAUUAAAACUGCACAGACCACCUGGUGCUCUGACCUAAUGGAGGACUUUUAUUUUGAACUUUUUUUUUUUUUUUUUUUUUUUUACAGCAACAACCACAGAGUACUCCUUGUUUGUUUGUGACAAAAUGAAUUACAAAAGUUCUGGAACAAGGACAAUUCAUGUGUAUUUAUGAUGGUGAUGUUUGUGUUGCAAAUGGGAAACUUGGGCUUGACCUUUGGUUGCUUUUAACAUUUGGGAUUUUUGUAGAGUUUCAGUUCAUAAUUGAUACUAUUACUGAUACUAUUUUGUAUGUAUUGAUAAAAUGUUUUGAGCUUCUGGUAUUACACUAAGGGACAAAUACAGUUUUCUUGUAAAACACAGGUUUGCACAGCUCUGUGUAGUAUGUGAAGUCACUUAAUCUUUUUUUUUUUUUAACAAAGUAAAAUGUUUCUUUAUGUGACUUUGUGGAAGUUACUCCUCUUCAAGCUCAAGAAUGUACCUGGGGUUCAGAUGUUCAUCUCAGAUAUUCAAAGUAGAAAUCAUACUGAGCAGCCUGAUUAUAAUUUUAUGUGUCCCUUCCUUUAUGUCUCUAAUCUAUUCUGAACAGUAUGUUCCCUGAUGCAAAAUGACAUGGAACAACGGUUACAUUUUAAUGUGCAUAUAACCAGAGAAUGAGACAUUUUUGAAGAUCUCCCUAACUUUGUCAACUUUUUCAAAGGCAAGUUAAAUUAUAGUUAGGUGUCAAGGAUAGGCCAGACUAUUGCUCUUUGCUCUUCAUUGUAUAAUUUUUAAAAGACCCUAAUUCAGGCAGAACCACUUGCACCCAAAGAAAAAUAAUAAUAAUAAAAAAAACAAAAAAAACUGGGAAUUACUUUAAUUUCCAUCAGCCCUUUAACCUGGCAUCCGCUGAAUGACAGCAUGUGGAAAGUUUAAUUACACCAUGAAAGGGUUUCAUGCAUUAUGGUCUUCAGAAUGUUACUGUAGCGAAAAAAGCUUUAUAGCCUGACCCUGUAUAUUUAAGUUCGUUAAGAGCUGUCAGUUCUCUGAGAGAAGAGGUUGAUUGUGUUCUGUUGUUUGUAGGUAUCUCCCCCUGGUGGAAAAAUAUUAAUCACGCAUGUUUGGCCAUAAUUCCUAUAGAAAACUAUGCUGUAGUCCUAUAUUAUUUAGAAUAUAUUAUUCAGCAGCUUGGCUUUGGAGCUCAGUUUUCAAAAGAUACUGAAUUCCUAAUGAAUAUAUGAGGACAAUGAGAAUGAACUGAACAGACUUGCUUUUUCUAACUGGAGCAAAAAACAGAAAUGUCAGCUUUACUGCUGUCUUCACACAUUUAAAUUUGCUGGCAUGAGGAAAGCUAUCAGUGGAACAUAUUAAUGGCACCUGACUUAUUAUUUGACAAAACAUUUUAUAUAUAUAUAUAUAUAUAUAUAUAUAUAUAUAUAUAUAUAUA